This is a messenger RNA of Limulus polyphemus (Atlantic horseshoe crab), 1255 nucleotides long. RefSeq names its product protein max-like. Gene Ontology annotation, cellular component: RNA polymerase II transcription regulator complex. The transcript is spliced from 4 exons. Lineage: Eukaryota; Metazoa; Arthropoda; Merostomata; Xiphosura; Limulidae. The record is from RefSeq and is a predicted model, not a curated record. The coding region runs from base 168 to 641 and encodes 157 amino acids. Gene Ontology annotation, molecular function: DNA-binding transcription factor activity; protein dimerization activity. Gene Ontology annotation, biological process: positive regulation of transcription by RNA polymerase II.
UGAUGACACUAAACCUGUAUGGAGACGUGACUGGCUAAAAUCCGCUAAAUGCACGUGGUUUGACCGCGUGUCGUGUUGCAGACGCCAUUUUACUCAUGGGUUAUAUUUGGUAUAAGUUAAGAGAAGAUCACUGAUCACCUUUUUAAACUAUAAGAAGAGUUAAAAAAAUGAGUGAUGAAGAUAGGGAUAUUGAUGUCGAAAGUGAUGCAGAAAAAAGGGCACACCAUAAUGCUCUAGAAAGGAAAAGACGAGAUCACAUCAAAGACAGCUUUAGCAGCUUGAGAGAUGCUGUUCCAGCACUGCGUGGAGAAAAGGUACUUAAAAUGUCUUCUCGGGCCCAGAUUUUAAAGAAAGCUGCAGAUUAUAUCCAGUUUAUGAGAAGAAGAAACUCUUCACACCACCAAGAUAUAGAUGACCUGAAAAGACAAAAUAAGAUUUUAGAAGAUCAGAUACGAUCUAUGGAAAAGGCCAAGGCUACGGGAAACUACACGGCUUCUACUAUAUUAGAUACAAGUCACAUCAACAGCAAAAGUAAUACAAUAUCAGCGUUUGAUAGAUGGUCAGGCUCGGAGAGCUCAGAUACCGAAGAUUCUGGACAAAGCCACUGUAAGAAAAGGAAGAUAAGUUCUCCUACCGCCUAGAUGCUUCAAAUCGAUGGUAUUAACAGCCUCUGUUUUUACUGCCAUCAUCUGUCAAAUGUGUAUUUUCUAAGUAUGUAUAUGUGUUUCUCUAAGAAAGGAAAAGAUUGUCGGACAUGAGACGUAAUUGCGUUUGAGGUUGACUGAUGUUUUUGGAAAAUUCUUGAAGGGAACAAGCUUUCGGAUAAUGAAUCUACCUAUUUAUAUGUGAAAAUUACAAAUAACUACAUUUGAAUGAGUUUCUGUUGAUUAAUAAUUUAUUCAAGCAAAAAGUGACUUUUAUGUUUAUUUUUUGCAAUUUUUCAAAAUUAUGUAAAACAAGUUAAUUUCCUAAACUAAUCAAAUUUUAGAUUGAUGUUCCCAUUAAUGUUUAAUACUUAGCCAGAUAUUAAUACUCCAGUAUCUUUGACCAGGAUUUCUGGAUAUUUGAAGUGAAUGUGUGCAUAUUAAACAAAAUAGCAGCACAAAAUAUAGAUUUAUAUUUACUGUGGGUAAUGGAAUGAAUUCUGUUAUAUUUGUAUCCAGGUUAUGUAACAAUGAACGUCUUGUGAUUAGUGACUCGUGUGUUGUAUAUUUCAUUGAGAAUAAAUGAGUUGUCUGUGAUAAGUUAAAAAUAA